Colletotrichum higginsianum IMI 349063 is the source of this 1473-nucleotide messenger RNA. RefSeq names its product Major facilitator superfamily transporter. Gene Ontology annotation, biological process: transmembrane transport. The transcript is spliced from 3 exons. Gene Ontology annotation, molecular function: transmembrane transporter activity. The record is from RefSeq and is a predicted model, not a curated record. Gene Ontology annotation, cellular component: membrane. Lineage: Eukaryota; Fungi; Ascomycota; Sordariomycetes; Glomerellales; Glomerellaceae. Bases 1 to 1473 code for a protein of 490 amino acids.
AUGACCUCUACGUUCGAUGUCAAGGGCUCACUCGCCCCGGGCCGCGAUGAUGUCGAGUCGCCCGCAGUGAAGGAGGACCUCUCCCACUCAUCACCCCUCCCAACCGACGCCGAGGAGGAAAAGGCCCUCCUCUGGAAGCAGGACAGGCGCAUCAUCCCGCUGUCGGCGGGCAUCUACUUCCUCUGCUUCCUCGACCGCUCCAACAUCGGCAACGCCAAGAUCCUCAACUCGUCGUCGGGCCACGACAUGCAGACCGAGACGGGCAUGUCGAAUCGCGACUUCACCAUCGCCCUCAUGAUCUUCCUCAUCGCCUACGCCCUCUUCGAGGUGCCCUCCAACAUCCUGCUCAAGAAGCUCCGCCCCUCGCGCUGGCUCGCCUUCCUCAUGUUCUCGUGGGGCGCCGUCACCAUCGGCCUCGGCGGCGCCAACGACUUCGCGACCGUCACGGGCGUGCGCUUCCUCCUGGGCGUCUUCGAGGCCGGGCUGUUCCCCGGCCUCGUGUACUACCUCACCUUCUGGUACCGGCACGACGAGCGGAGCGUCCGGGUCGCCAUGAUCCUGGCGAGCGCGACGCUGGCGGGGGCUUUCGGCGGCGCCAUCGCCUACGGCAUCGGGCACAUGAACCAGGUGCACGGCAUGUCCGGGUGGCGCUGGCUGUUCAUCAUCGAAGGCAUCCCGUCGUGCCUGUCGGCCUUGUUCGUGUGGUUCUUCCUGCCGGACUACCCGGAGAGCGCCGGGUGGCUGACGGAGCGGGAGAAGGACCUCGCGGCGCGGCGGCUGUACAGCGAGGGCAGCAAGAGCAGCCACAAGAGCAUGUCGUGGGAGGAGGCCAAGGCGACGCUGACGGACUGGAGGCUGUACGGGCACUAUCUCGUGUACUUUGCCAUGUCGACGCCCUUCUCUUCGCUGUCGCUCUUCACGCCGUCCAUCACGUCGGGGCUGGGCUUCGUGGAUCUGCAGGCGCAGCUCAUGACAGUCCCUCCGUACGCAGCUGCAUAUGUCGUGCAGAUCAUCGUCGCCUGGUCGGCAGACCGCUUCAACGCGCGCGGCGCCCACUCGGCGGCCCUCGCGCUCGUCGGCGGCAUCGGCUUCGCCGUGUCGGCCGUGCUGCCCCCGGACGCCUACAACGCGCGGUACGGGUGCCUCAUCGUCGGGGCGUCGGGCGCUUUCGCGUGCAUCCCGCCGCUGCUCGGGUGGCUGACGUCCAACAUCUUCAGCACGGCGGCGACGGGGCUCGCGAUCGCGCUCAACGUCAGUAUCGGCGCCGGGCUCGGGCAGAUCCCGGGCGUCUGGAUCUACAAGGCCGAGGAGAAGGCAAGGGGCUACCCGACGGGCCACUGGGCCAACGCGGCGCUGCUGUUCGUCGUCGUUGUCGGGUGUGCCGGCCUGAGGGUGUAUUACGGGGUGAAGAACCGUCAGAUCCUGAGACGAGCGGAGGAGGAUGGAACGGUAGCGAGGUUGUACAAGUUGUGA